AUGUCUUCCGCGGCGAAUUCCUGGGGGACCCUAAUCAAUCCUGACAAGAGCCCUGCGCCGCUGUUGGAGCAGUUAUGUUUGGGGAUCGCCCAACUGAUGCCUUCCUUUGACUCCAGCGGUACCAUCGAUCUCACUCCCGAACGACUCGCCUCUUUCUAUCGCAAAGUUGGCGGCAACUACGACUCACUAUUUCUCGAGACCAAGUCACAGGCCCUUUCGUUUAUAUACCAAUCCGUCGGAUGUUUCCACAGCCUCCAGCCCUCCAAUAACCCGUACGAGUCACCCUCAGUACCCUCGCUCCUACCACUCGGUUUUGUACGAUGGCAGACAAUACAGCUUUUAAUGGACCCGGAUGAGCAUGCACGCUUUCUGCAGAACGCAGUCAACCAGUGGAAUAUUGUCGAUGCGAAAGGUGACACCUUCCCGAAGGACAUCCCGCGAGAUGCAUUCCCAUCUGAACCCGACCCUGAAAUGCUCCAGUGGCAUGAAGGGGUGUGUCGCAAACUCGAAUACGACUUCGUGAAGAGACAGGCCUACCGCGCAUCUCCUCCCAACUUCGGUGCAUACCACUAUCAUUUCAGCGGCAAGGAAUCUUUGCCCGAUGAGGAAGACUAUUUCACACACCCACCCCGUCGUGCGGCAUCGCAUCGCCAUGGUGGACAAAACGACUCAGAUCGACCGAGCCGGCGACGCCAUCACCACCACCGACGCUUGAGCGGGAGCACCCUCCAUCCAGCUCACGAAGGUCGGAUCGCACCAACGGUGGAAGAUCAGGGAUGUCAACUCCGCGCGUCCGAUCGCCCUCCCCACGGACAACUCGUCCGCCGCGCUCAAGGGGUCGAGAUCGCGAAAGUUGACCACGACACCCCACCGCACAUGGAAGAGCCCGAACCUCCUAAACCCGAACACCGUUCUCACAAUCACAACCUGUCGCCUCCUUCCAAUGCCCGAGCACGUCGACACUCUCACGACGCGUACAUGCGCAAACCAGCACGAGAACUCUCACCCUCAGCACCACGACGAAGCUACGAGUCCCGCCCGCAACGGUCGACCAUAUCGCAUUCCGAAGCAGCAGCAAGAAGUCGCCGCCGAGAAGAACGUUCUCACUCUCGAACGCCCGCAACGCCCGAUGUGAAAUUCCGCGAAUUUUCCUUCGACGGUCCCGUGCCCGCUCCAGCACCAGAUCCACCGCAAUAUGCGCAACCCCCACCACCUCCGCCCCGCGCUGUACCCCGUCACCGUUUCAACCUCGAACCUGACGAUGGGCGCCGGGGCAGUUACAGCGGCGGUGGAGGCGCCAGCGCGGGAGGGAGUCGGCCUGGCAGUGGAGGCAGUGGAUCUGAACGACCCCGUUCCUUUAGUAGUGCGGGUUAUUACACCCGAUCAUCACGCUGGACAAGUCCUUCCCGAAGUUCUGCAGCGAAACGCUUCAUACCGACGAGCGUUGCCGAGGACGGAGCUUAUCUCCCUCCGCGGAGACCUAUAUACGACUGA
This is a messenger RNA of Penicillium waksmanii, 1494 nucleotides long. RefSeq lists its product as uncharacterized. NCBI's taxonomy places the organism in Eukaryota, Fungi, Ascomycota, Eurotiomycetes, Eurotiales, Aspergillaceae. The transcript is spliced from 3 exons. Bases 1 to 1494 code for a protein of 497 amino acids. The record is from RefSeq and is a predicted model, not a curated record.